AUGGGUGAAAGUGUGACAUAUGCUGAUCUGCGGUUCUCCAAGGCCCCCCAAGGAUGGAGCAUGACCCCCCGGGUGCAGGUUUCAGCACCACCAGUCCCGGACGAGGCUGACGACACGUAUGAGAACCUCCAGCUGGGCCCAGUGGGUGAGGGGCCAGCUGGGCAUGGGGCCCAGCGGCACAGAGAGCCCCUGUGGAGAGCACAGCCCUUGUCCCUGGGCCUGCUGGCAGCCUGCCUGGUCCUGCUGACCACCACCAUUGCCCUGGGGGUCUGCUACUGGCAGGAGGGGCAGCAGCUGCAGCAGGCGUCCCAUGCCCACACGACCGAGCGUGAGGGCCUGUUGCAGCAGGUGGGAACCCAGGAGAAGCGGCUGGGGCAGACAGGUGCGGCGCUGGCACUGGCCCACGAUCAGCUGAAGAAGGUCAGGGUGGAGCUGGCACAGGCACGACAGGACAUGAACCACAGACAGGAGGAGCUUCAGAAGUCCAGGGCAGAGCUGCUUGAGACCAGGGUGCAGCUGAAGCUGGCACAGGAACAGGCCCACAACCUGCAGCAGCAGCUGGACAAGGCUGUCAGAGCCCAGGCCAGCAUGUGGCCCUCCCAGGUCACAGACUGCUGCCCAGAGGCCUGGGUGCUGUACGGUGGGAAGUGCCUCUUCCUCUCAAAGCAGAAAAAGACCUGGGACCAAAGCAAACAGGAGUGUCAACGGAUAAAAUCCCGACUCCUCAUCCCCCGGGACUGGGACCACACUGCCAUGGAGAGCUUUCUUGGCCACACGGACAUCCCGUACUGGAUCGGACUCAAGAAGACCUGGGACUCCAAGACCUUUGUGCAGAAGUGGCAGUGGGAGGAUGGUACCACAUACAGACGGCCUGAGAGCACGAAAACUUACGGUAUAUAUGGAAUAAUAAAAGGGAGCAGCAUAGAGAUCACAGCACGGCACACAGAGAACCGCUGGAUCUGCGAGCAGUCGACCAGCUGCCCUCAGGGAGCCACAAGGAUGAACUCUGGGCCAUGAAUUUGGGAGUCUCCCAUGAAUACAAAAGCGCGUUCCCACAGCAUCGCAGCAUAAGGGACUCAUGUCCCGUUUCCUCCUUGUCUGCUGGACCCUGCGUGCCCCCUCCCCGCAUGGGACUGGGGGUGGCUCUGCCUCCCCUGCUCACCCUGCCUCUUCCCUUCAGCUCCAGUGGCUUCAGGGACCAGUUCCCACUUGCACCAGUAUA
This is a messenger RNA of Alligator sinensis (Chinese alligator), 1222 nucleotides long. RefSeq names its product B-cell differentiation antigen CD72-like. The record is from RefSeq and is a predicted model, not a curated record. The coding region runs from base 1 to 1017 and encodes 338 amino acids. Gene Ontology annotation, cellular component: plasma membrane. Gene Ontology annotation, molecular function: transmembrane signaling receptor activity. The transcript is spliced from 8 exons. Lineage: Eukaryota; Metazoa; Chordata; Crocodylia; Alligatoridae.